Molecule: messenger RNA, 4255 nt
Organism: Talpa occidentalis (Iberian mole)
Lineage: Eukaryota; Metazoa; Chordata; Mammalia; Eulipotyphla; Talpidae
Gene: GNG12
Product: G protein subunit gamma 12
Exons: 3
Coding region: 77-295 (72 amino acids)
Biological process (GO): G protein-coupled receptor signaling pathway
Cellular component (GO): heterotrimeric G-protein complex
Molecular function (GO): G-protein beta-subunit binding
Source: RefSeq, a predicted model, not a curated record
CAUUCUGCCACUUCAGACCUGAAAACCGUGUGGCCCACAAAAUCUUACUGAUUUCAGGUAGAAGUAGUAACUGAAGAUGUCAAGCAAAACAGCAACCACCAACAACAUUGCCCAGGCAAGGAGAACUGUGCAACAGUUAAGACUAGAAGCCUCUAUUGAAAGAAUAAAGGUUUCAAAGGCAUCAGCGGACCUCAUGUCCUACUGUGAGGAGCAUGCCAGGAGCGACCCUUUGCUGAUAGGAAUACCAACUUCAGAAAACCCUUUCAAGGAUAAAAAAACUUGCAUCAUCUUAUAGAGGAAAGUGAAACAGUGCCUCGCCUCUUCUCAAAGCAAAUUACGAGCAGCUCCUUGAAGAGAUUUACUUCAGCUUUGGUAACCACUGCUAAUAACUAAAAUGCUCUUAACUUGGAAUCAUGGACUCUGAAGUCUUUAUUUCCCAAGUUGCCCUUUCUCUGAAAUUCCUAUACUUAUUUAAUAACAAUCUUGUUUUCCAUUUGAAAACUAUGGUGUCUCAUUGGGUUACCACUUAAGGAAAGUUGGUCUGGGCCUUAAAAAAAAAAAAAAAAAAAAAAAAAACUGAAUAACUUUACUCCUAAAACCUUUAUAUCCUAGUAUGUUCUUAAUAGGAUUAUCCCAGCCUGUGCAGUCUACACUCAUAAGGAGUGUUGUGUGUAUAUAUAUGUCUUUGUGUACACACAUCAAAGCUUAUUUCCUUGUAAAAACGUCCCUCUCUCCAUACCACCAUAUCCUCAACUCCAGAAGUUAAAUACCUUUAUUGUGAGCUAUGUGUAUGGAAGUAGAAUAAAAACAUUCUUUUCAUAGUUAUUGCAAAAGAAGAAAGAACAUCCUAAAGGUUAUAUUUAUUAUAAUCUAGUAAUAGUCUUUGUAGUCAACUAAUGAAUUCAUCUCUCUUCUCGAAAUCUCGCUGACUUCUUAGGCUAUAAUAAACUGUGCCAACUAAAAUGUAAAGUCUGAACUAAAAGCCACUUUAUAAUAUGAGGUAUUAAUUCACAAAAGGCCUCUGGGCAUCAUUGUUCCUGAAUCAAGAUGAGACCCUAAGGGAGGACCCAUGGUUCAUGUUCUCUAGAUUAGGGAUAGGCACCUCAGAAAUUUCCACCCUAAUGGCUGGAGUGAGAUAGUGCACAGGAGCCCACCCAAGAGAGGAGCAGAAAUGUGUGAAAACCAGCUGCUCUUGGCCUGACUUCAUGACAUAGCUCUGUCUCUGCCUUCCCUUUAUCUUUUCUCUGCUGCCAGAUAUCUAUGCUCAAAGGUUGUGUUCACCACCCUAGCCUCAACUGGGUGGAACACUAUGGGAUGAAACCAUAACAAAAGGUAUCAAGACGUAUCUGCAGCGUUAUCCCUACCUUGUCCGCAGAGCAUCUGUGAGAGGAAUACAGGCCACCCUGACCCAAGGGUCUCAGCAGCUGGUACUGGGCUCCUUGAUUAUCCUCAGGGCAUGAAUGCAGCCCUCACCUCCUCCAUUUUCCAGUGGGGAUCCCCAAAAAAGAAUGCCCUAUGGCAGGAGGGUAUUGAAACUUUAUCAGAGGAAGAGAGUCCUUUCUUCACUUACUUCAGGGCCUAAUCCAUUCACAAGAACUUUGGAAAUUUUAAUUUUCAGUUUAUUAAAGAUUUAUUCUUAAAGGAGGAUUUAAUCCCAAGAAGGAAUUAUUUACAAUUUGCCCUAGUCCUGUACAAUCGUGCCCUGCAGACAAGCCCUUUUCAAAACCUAAUGUCUGGACUUUGAGAAUUAUGCUAAUUUUGGUGAAUAAAUGCAAGUACUGUUUCUUCACGUCACCUACAAACUGGGCCUUGCAAACUGUCUCCUCUCUUCCAAGACCAUAUGAAAAUCAUGCCACCAUUAUAACAUCUCAUCACCUACCACUCCAUUCUGCAAUACACCCAAUUUGCAAGUAAAUUAUAGGCAACAAUUAAGAGCGAUAACUUUUACCUUUCAAAAGGUAAAACUUGAGACAUAUACUAAAAGACAACUUUACAUUUACUGCUUCACUGAAUGAGACAUUUUUAUAAGUAUAUUUUUCUACUGAUAGUUUCAGAACAUCAAUUUUCCUUUCACUUUGAUUUUUAACAUGUUUCUUUAAAUAUUUAUAAAGCCGCCUGCUACAGAAUGUUUUCAUGAAAUUACUUUUAUUAUACAGUUGUAGGCACAUUUUUUGUAGCAAGCAUAGUUUAUGCUUUCAUACUAAAACAUUCUGUUACCUAACAAAAGAAAUAUGUUUUGCUAUAUAUUUGUUAAUAUGCUUGCAGUGAUAAGGUAUGGACUUGAGGUCCCAGGAGAUUUCAUUUUAUUUUCACUGGCCAGACAUAAAGGCUAUGAAUAUAAAUAUUAUGUAAUUUCCUAUCCAGGUGUAGGGCAUGUUCAAGAAAAGUGGAAUCAAAUCCUUUGAUGCUGAACCCUAACUGUUGAUUUACUUAUAACUCGACGUCUAUGUGGGAAAAUAUAAUAUAUGUAUACAUAUGUGAUAUGCAGAAGUCACUUUUAUUUAUCAGGCUUUAUUCUACUUAUGAAGCCACAGUUAAACUGUUUUACAGCAGCUGGUUUAUGAUAAUGAUAGACAAAUGCCCAGUGUGUGUUUUUUUCCCCCCUACCUACUACUAUAUUAAUCACACUCAUUAAUCACUUAUAUGAGCAAUUUCUUGGCUUCAGAUCUAUGAAGCCAUUUAAGUAUGUACAAUAUAUUUUGUCCUUAAUGCUGCUUAUUUUCAUUCUUCUAUCUUCAUUAGUUUAUCAUAAAUCUGUCCAGUUAAGGCCUCAGGACCAUAAGAUUUGCUAGACGGAACUUCAUGACUCCAGUUUUUUAUAGAGAAAACACUUUGUAUACUAGGCAGUUCACAAGCCAUAGGUUCUAGCUAUUUUUUAAAUUUCCUUACCUUAUUCAAUUCAGAAGUGCCAUACUUAUCUUUUAAAGACCUGAUUUGCUUCCUCUCUGUUUGGACUGUUUUGUAUUUUACUAAUCUUUAAACUAUCAAAAAAAAAAUACCAAUGAUUUAGUAAUUUUUAGGCAUAGGUUAGAUCAUGGAGGAUGUGCCAAACCUUCCCUCUAGCUGCCUUCUCCUCAACCAAUUUACAACUAAGCUAGUAUCAUUUGAGUGAUUCCUCUGAAUUUUGAUUUAAAAUCUACUUAGGUCCCCCAAGAAGUGAACUCUAGUGCAUGUCCUUUCUUGGUAAAAUAAAUAACCCAGUUUCUUUUGAAUUGUGUUCGUUUCUUCUAUGGUAGACCUGUUGAUAAAACUACAUUGACUCAAAUAGAAUUAUAUGUAUAUUAAAAUAGAGCACUUACCUAAAAUUGGGCGGCCUAGAUUUUAGCCUCGGAUCACUUUCUAGCCAAUCCUGUGUCGCUGUAUCAUGUGACUUUGGACAAAGCAGUUCCUCUCUCUGGGCCUCCAUUUCACCAUCUGAAAAAUGAGAGGCUUUUAGUAGAUGAUGGCUGAGCUCCCUCCCUGCUCUCAGAUGCCUCAGUCCAAUGCCUACCCCUCUACUGGUCCUGCCAACAUGUUGGUGCUAUAAGCUGCUUCAAAUAUAAAAUUGGUUUGUCUAUAGCAUAUGCUCAUUUAAUAGUUUAUGAAAGACCAUUUUGUUAUACAGCUUUUCCCCCUAAUUUUAUGAACUUGAUUACUGUAAUGUUUUUUAGCCAUGUAACUAUAAACAUUCUCUUGAUGUGUCUCAGUAAAUUUGCAUUUGAUAUAUAAUUGAUGGAAUUUUGUUAAAAUUCUUUGGCUACUCAUCUGUCCAGCACCUUAUUAACCUAAACACUGUGAUCAUUGUUUGCAAACCUGUCCUAUGAAAAGAAUAAAAUCAUUUACUUCACAGCUAACAUUCACAAUAUUUCAAAGAAGUUUCAUUAAAAGCACCAUUGCUGUAUUUACUGGGUCAUUGCCUCGUUGCUAUCCUGUCCAUGUAUUGUUCAGUAAAUUGACCAAUUCUCUUCCUUUUUUCAUUCAUUUUAGUUAACAUUUUCUGUGCACCUGCUGAGAGCCAGGUGUGGAAAAUAAAGCUCUGAUGACGCUCAAAUGAAUAAAGCUUACAACCCCAGAAAGGUGGGGAUGACACGUUCAAAUUCACAAUUAUUGUGCUGUGUAAGAAGUGCUGUAGCUCAGGUGAACACAAGGAAAGCCCAGAGGAAGGAGGCACUGGCUCUACUUUAAUGAAGCCCAAAAAGCUGCCCAAGGGAGGUGGUGUUGAACUAGGUUCCUGAAAGAAAAAGAAGGCUACACGCAUUGGAAUGCAAUCUUGGGA